CGUGAAGCGGGUUUUCACAGAAUUUAUGGAUUUGUGGUCAAAUAUUUCACCAAUAACGCCUUAAUCGCUCAAUCGAUCAUCUUCUUCUUCGGUUUUCUUUGAUUGGUCCAAACCCAAGAUGUCCUUCACCACAAGAUCUGCCCGACAAAAGUUUCCCCAUCCUUCGACUGUUGGAGUGAGACACAAGAAAGCUCUGAGGAAAAAACCUGCCUGGGAUGGCACAGUCAAUAAUUUGGAGGAUUUCAAGUCCAGUCCGGAAGAAAUAGCCAGAAGAAAAGAAGCUCAUCGCUCGAAAAAUUUAGAAAAAGUUAAAGGUGAUUUGCAAGAUCGAGUAAUGGCUAGAGUCCUGAAGAACAGGGAGACGCGAUCGCCAACACCUAAUGAGAAACGUCAGCUCGCUAUCUUGAAGGAGGUGCUGCAUGAUAAAGGGGAGUUUGAAGACGUCCUGAUGAAAUCUGAUAAAGCAUUGGCCAUGGUGCAGGAUAUGUUUGGUGAUAACCCUGUGCGCUAUACUGGAUUUCCCAAUGUCACUGUUGCUCCUGCUCAAGAGGACUCUGCCUUUGGCUACUACGAUAAUCUACCCAGGAAACCAGAGUUGAACACUAGCCAACUGGAACAACUGAGUGAGAGUGUCAUGGACAAAAAUGCUUUAAACGAAGAAAAAGAUCUUUUUUCAGAGAGUCUGCCCUCCGAUGAAGAGUUGGGGUCGCUGAACUUUCAACCGAGGAUGGACCUGAACCGAUUCAGGGAGCUACUGGCAGCUGAACAGCAACAGGCAGCAAUGGCUGCACAAAGAACACCAACAAAAUCUGACGCGAUGCUACAUUUAGACAUGCACACAGCAAUCAAUGACUCGCUGAAAGUCAGGAGGACCAAACAUGUCGACAAAGAGAAUGUGGAGAGUAAUCAAUCUAGUGGCAAGACACCCCCAGUCAAGCAGAUGAAAGACCUCAGAAAAGUGCUGGGGAAUCUCGAGAAUGAAAUUGCCGAGUUCGAGCGACAGAGGGGCAAGGAGGUGCCAACGGCUGAUAAACAACAUUCCAAUACCUUCUCGGGCUAUACGUUAGCCUUGGUGGACGCGGUCACACGUUUAACCCAUUUCUUGCGAGAGAGUGAGCUUCGUCUACAGAGUGAGAAGACCCUGCGGGAACAACUUUCAGAUGAGGUCAGCCAUUUCAGACAGUUGAUCGAUGCACUUACAUCUGAACUGAUAUCUUGCCGAGAAGAUUUCUUCCAACUACAUUCCGAGUUUGACAUGUUCAAGAGAGCGAGUGCUGAACAAAUCCAACAACUACAAGCCAGGGUGUUCGGGGAGAAUUUUGUGCCCAAGCCUGUUGAGAGGCCACUACCUCCAUCAAAUGAAACUUAUACAGCCAGGAUGCGUGAACCAAUGAGAUCACCCCAUGAUGAGCCCCCUCAUCACGCUGCUCCUAACAUCGCCACUGCCAUCCCGGCCCAUGUUCACAAUGUUCAACCUGCAGUGAUGUUAUCACCGCCAAGACAAAGGGACAGCAACAAACAUGCCAGAGAACUACCUGUUAGGGAAGAACCUGGCCCACAAUUGGAUGCCAAGCACACUGUGAAUGUGACCAAACCAGUGUCACUGAUACAGUCUGGCUCAGCGCCGGCGAUGACGACUCAUGGUCCAGGACGAACCUACGAUAUUGCCAGCCAGAUUGCUGAGCUCAGUGCCGAACACAAACGAGCCCAAGCCAGGAUGAAGCACCUUCAGGAUCUUAACUCGGCCUUUGGUGUCAGCACCUCAGAGAGUCCAGAAAGUUCCAAACAUUCCUCUGCCAAGGUAGACAGCCUCUCAACGAGGAAGGAUCUGAAAAACGAAGAGCCAGAAAUUACAGUAGGGGACACCCCUAGAAGUUGUGACACCUUGCAGAGCGUCGAGAGUCUGGUUAGCGACAAGGAUGACAUCCGGCGGCAGAUUAUGGAACUAAACAGACAACGCGAACGUGCUCAGAAUAUGAUGGAAAAGAUUGCAAGGCAGGAAGCUGAUUUGAUGCAGCCUCUUGAAGUGCAUGUAACUGAGAAACAAGAUGGUGUCUCCCCUGCCAUUUCCCCUAUACUUCAAGAAGGCAGCCUAUCGGAAAACCAAUCCGUUGACUCCCAGUCUGACAGUAAGAAAGCUAAGGGGAUAAUGAUUGCGCUUCCCACAGUCGAUCAGCAAGGGGACCAUCAACCGGACAGCGUAGGAAACACAGACCAGGCUUACCCAGCUGAUGAUGAGUGGUGAAUUCAAGCAGAACAUUCCAACAAUUCAAAGACAUUCCAUGACGUUUCUGAGGACUAGACAUUGCGUGAUGAAUCCCAAGUAUCGUAGAUCUGAAUCCUGGUUCGGUUGCAGAGUGCUCUUGUGGUGAUCCUCUGUGGUGACUGUUGCUGUUGUAAGACGAUCCAAUACCAGAUCAGUAAAAAGUCAUUUCAAGAAGCCACAAAUUUAUUGAAAAGUAGGUCCAUAUUAAUGCACAUUUUUGAUUUGUCCAUGACCAGAAAUGGGAAGCCUGGGCUUCUCCCUGGGUUUGGAAAGAUAUUGGUGAUGUCAUGAUGAAUUUUAAUGGAAGGGUUGAAUUGUUGUAAAUGUAUUAGCUUUGAAAGAGUUUAUAUAAUUUUGUAGUCCAUAAUUUAUCUGGGGCUGGUUCCCAGUUAACCAAAUGAGAAUUAAUUGGUGUUGGAAUGAAUGAGUUGCUUGCAAUUCGAAUUCACUUCAGGUUAUAGCUAUGAUCAAAAACAUAUUGGCUCACUUUAAACUUUUGCUAUGGUGUUUUCUUUCAAUAACCAACCACUGAAGUAUCACCCGAGUAAAAAUAAAAAGCUAGGUAUGUGUUCCCACAAUCUUGUUGAUAGUUAAAAGCAUCUGAAGAAAUGACCAAAUUAAGGAGACAGUCUGUGUUCAUUUAGAUUCAUUUGUUAUGUUGAUCCAAUUCAAAUGGAAAACAGCUUUCUUUUGUAUGUUUUGUAAUAAAAUGAAUUAAAGUAGA
Lineus longissimus is the source of this 2990-nucleotide messenger RNA. Its product is annotated as spindle and centriole-associated protein 1-like. The record is from RefSeq and is a predicted model, not a curated record. The transcript is spliced from 17 exons. Gene Ontology annotation, biological process: metaphase chromosome alignment; mitotic spindle assembly; regulation of centriole replication. Gene Ontology annotation, cellular component: centrosome; spindle; centriole. The coding region runs from base 119 to 2245 and encodes 708 amino acids. NCBI's taxonomy places the organism in Eukaryota, Metazoa, Nemertea, Pilidiophora, Heteronemertea, Lineidae.